AUGAUGUCUCAGUCCCUCCGCGCCUCGCGCUCCCUCCUCACCCGUGCCUCUCGGCAACAGGUCCCUGUCGCUCGCCGCACCUUCCUGACCUCCGCUGUCCGCCGGGCCGACCAAGUCCAGGACCUGUACCUCCGUGAACUCAAGGCCUACAAGCCCACCCCCCUCAAGGCCAACGACUCCGAGGGCCAAGUCCACAAGUUCGCCCUCCCCAAGGCCCCUGCCUCUCCCGAGGAGGCCAACCUGGCCGGUGAGCUGUCCGCCUACGAGGCCCAGCAGGUCGAGGUUGAGGGCCAGGCCGCCGCGGGCGAGGCCGCCCCCGUCGAGGAGAGCUGGUUUGAGGAGGAUGAGGAGGUCCCCGCCGCCCACUAA
This is a messenger RNA of Penicillium macrosclerotiorum, 369 nucleotides long. RefSeq names its product ATP synthase subunit H. Gene Ontology annotation, biological process: proton motive force-driven ATP synthesis. NCBI's taxonomy places the organism in Eukaryota, Fungi, Ascomycota, Eurotiomycetes, Eurotiales, Aspergillaceae. The transcript is spliced from 3 exons. The coding region runs from base 1 to 369 and encodes 122 amino acids. The record is from RefSeq and is a predicted model, not a curated record.